UCGCAACGGACGAACGUAAACGCUCAUAUUAGGUUUGACAGACAUGGAAUGCUCCCCCAGAGGCGUAUCGCGUCUCGCCCUCCAGGCGGUGCUGGCGACUCUCUUUCUGUUUUUGGCGACCGGGAAUGGGUUUCUCAUGAUUCCUCACGGAACUGGGAUGUGUCCACCUAUAAGCGAGUGCCAUCGAAAUGUCUUGGUGGAAAAGGAGAUCCAGUGCGCCAUGCUUUGCCUGAGAGAAUUCCACUGCCAUGGAGUCUGCUACAACCCAGAGAAACUGAGAUGUCUCACAUACAACUUCGACCUGACAGCGGCUAAUGGGUUGCUGGAGUCAUUGCCAGGGUUCAACAUGUAUUGGGCAGACAGUCUCAAUGGCUACUCGCGCUUCGGGAGAAUCGCCUACUAUAAUUUGAAUCAGGCUGGUGGCUUCGAUUAUGCGGUUCAGUUCUGCAAGAGCAGAGGAUCUAGCCUCAUUCUUCCUAAGUCCAGUGAAGAAGAAGACAGAAUCAAAAGCGCUCUAGCAUCAGACGCGUGGUUAUACGUCAACCUCCCCCCAAAUGCUGCAUCGCCCAGAGAUUACGUCGAUCUCCAAACAGGAAUGAUCAUUGAAUACAAGAAAUUCAGCGCCAACACAGCAAAUGGCGAAGCUUGUGCCAUCAUCGAAACGAAACCUCUCUGGAAAGGGGUACCUUGCAAUGAGCUCCACGGAAUAAUCUGUGAGAGCGGAGUCUAACUAAGGGCAGAAGGAGCUACCUCAGUCAGUAGCAGUUUCAAAGAUUUCUCCUUCGCAUCCCCGUUGUAUUGAGGGACUUGGAGUGUCAUCCUGAAUCAUAGCCCUUCCCAUGGAGCGGAGGUAGUCCUUAACUUCUUCAAUGACCUACCUUCCACAACUGGAAACUCCUUCAGAUGGUACACCAAAACCUUCAAAUUCAUCUGCUUUUAAAAUGUUAUCUGCUUUUAAAAUGUUAUCUGCUUUUGAAAUGUUAAGUGUCAUUGUGUAAGUCUGAAUUCGGUGAUUGUCCCUAACUGGAACCCCCUUCAGGUGGUAUUCCAGGACCCCUCAAAUCUUACCGAAUCUUCUCUAGUUCUGGAAAUUAACUGUCAUUGUGUCUAAGUAUGAACUCAGAAGAGAGCAAGGAAACUAGAGAUACGAGUCUGAAGUUUUCAAACUGAACAAGACCGCAGACAAUGUUUCGUUAAUGUAUUCCAUUGAAUUCAGUCCUUGGCAAGAAAUAUUAUCACCAUUUGGAUUAUAAAUAUUCCUGACGAAUCAAACCCCGGUUGGAAGCCAAGGAUACUGUCUGUAGAUUUUGUGAUUCUGUAGUCAUGCACUUACAGCACUUAUCCUGUAACUACAAAUACGUAUGUAGCACUUGUUUUGUAGCUUCAGUGUCAUCAACACUUAUUUUUGCACUUCGUCAGGUGAAAUAAAAGUGGUGUGUCCGGUUUAGGCGCCGAGACUCGAAGUGACAAAGCUGAUUAUUGCUUCUUCAAGCUUUUCUCCAGAUAUGCUCAGUGGAACACAUACCUACAUACUUCACAUUGAGACGAGUGUCAUCACUACUAGCUUUUCUGAAUGUUACGAGUUUAGUGUUUGUCAUUAUUACUAUUAUUAUCAUCAUUACCAUUAUCAUUAUUAAGAGCCAGUCUGCAGCCUUGGUUCCCGCUAGCUUAAUGCCUACAGUAGAGAAUUCAGCCAAAAGUAAUCUCCCUAUGGAUGCGAGAGA
This is a messenger RNA of Macrobrachium nipponense, 1724 nucleotides long. RefSeq lists its product as uncharacterized. The transcript is spliced from 5 exons. The coding region runs from base 44 to 730 and encodes 228 amino acids. Lineage: Eukaryota; Metazoa; Arthropoda; Malacostraca; Decapoda; Palaemonidae. The record is from RefSeq and is a predicted model, not a curated record.